Molecule: messenger RNA, 1847 nt
Organism: Macroventuria anomochaeta
Lineage: Eukaryota; Fungi; Ascomycota; Dothideomycetes; Pleosporales; Didymellaceae
Exons: 1
Coding region: 25-1767 (580 amino acids)
Source: RefSeq, a predicted model, not a curated record
CACUCGCGUCGCAGCGAAGAAACAAUGCCGCCUCCGGUUCGUCGAACGCAGCUGCCUCAGCAGGCACUGCGGUCAUCCAAUGCACGAUCGACCGAAAUCACAUGUCCUCGCCAGUUCUCGUACAAGCACCCGCGCCAAUUCCUCGUAGCCCACCCAGGCUUAUCGCGGCCGCAGCUCCCCUUCCUCUACCCCUCAGGCCAACACCUUUCUAGCGGCCAGAUCGCUCGAUUGUUCUCGAUAAGCGCAAACCAUAAGAAGUUCAUCAAGGAGACAGCGAAAUUGAGUGUGCGAUAUUCGAUCCUCAUAUUCUUGGUUUCGUCAUGCGUCAGUAUCGCUGGAAUGGGCAUUCUGAGCGAGCAGCAGGAGCGCGCCUUCCCGUCGCCACAUGAAUGGAGUCUGAUUACGAGGUUCCGUUUCAGGAGAGGAAAGUGGUGGCAGGUGCCUGAGAACAAUGAAGAGGAAGGUUUUCCUAAUUGGGCGCGGGUCUACGAUGAGCUUGACCAUGCGCUCAGUCGAUUAGAGGACCCGAAUACAGAUGGAGCAGGCCUGGCUGAACAAGAAGAAGGAGGAAUCCUGGUCCCUGGCGUUGGCAAGGCAGGAUUGGACAUUACUGCAAAGAGCGAGGAAUGGAGGCAGGGCUACUAUGAAGUGCUGAUUGGCAUGGCUGCAGCAGCGGAGCGUUUGGAGGGAUGGGUCACAGACAAAUGGAGAAGAAACGUAUGGGCACCCGAGUUCGUCGAGUCGAAAUCGAACCCGCGACCGAAAGCCGUGCUGCCAGGCAUGCCAGAAGUGCCGGAUGAGGACAACCGUGUACCUGCCAGCGAUACUCCAGAGACUUUUUACCUGAAGAUCAUCACAACGAAGGGAUUCACCACACACCAACGUGUCACAGCAGCGCUUGGCUACGCUGAUUGGCUUAGCUUCAAGAAGCUACCCGAUUCCGCUGAGGAGAUGUAUCGCUGGGCGCUCGACAUCGCCAUUGCAGGCCUGCCGACCGCUGACCCCUCGACGGUCAUUGAUCGCCAGUCUGCCGUGCUGUCUGCGGCCGCCCCGAAGGAACUCAUCACACCUAACAUCGUCUACGCCGCUACGAACUUAGCCACUUUCUUUGCAGAACAAGGAAGAAUGGCCGCAUCCUUGCCUAUCCUCGUCUCACUUCUUCGCGCACGUCUCUCUGCGGACGACGCACCACCUUUGUCGAACAGCAAUGCACAGGAUUCGAGUUUGAUGGGCACAAUACUGAGCUUGCUGAAAGAGCCAGACUACCCUCCAGUACCACCAUCUGGAGAUGAGCCUCUUCUUCGCGGUGAGAAAGAUCGUUGUGAGGAGGCUGCAUUGAAGAACUACAUUGGGGAGAUCCUCUUUGCUACUGCUGGCUCUUCUUCUGAGCAGCGCCAGCAAGGAUUGUCCUGGGUGCGCGACGGCGUCUCCACUUCGAAGAUCGCGCAAAGCCUGGAUCCGAUCAGCGCUGAUGACGAGCUUCGCAAGAAAUGCGAAAAGUGCGAAGAGGUUGGCCUCGAAUCAUGGGGCAAGAUCAUGACAUAUCUUGCAGCUGAAGCUCGAGACAAGCAAGAUUCCGCGACUAGCGGUGGUCUGACAGGGCUGAUCUGGAAGAUUCGUGGCACUCAGAAGCUCGAGAAGGACGUUGAGAACUUUGAGGGCGAGGAAGAAGGCGUAGUGAUGAGGCUGAACAAGCUCAGAAGCAAGAUGCUCAGAGAUGAGUACGCAGAGAUAGAUCGCAAGUAUGCGAGAACCUUCGUCUUCUAGACGUGCAAUAUACGUCGCUGCGCGCGACAAUGUAACAACACGGAACCUCAAUGGUCACAAUCUGCGAAUGUUAAAUCAAG